Molecule: messenger RNA, 1282 nt
Organism: Pseudo-nitzschia multistriata
Lineage: Eukaryota; Bacillariophyta; Bacillariophyceae; Bacillariales; Bacillariaceae
Source: the annotation of a GenBank genome assembly
AACGAAGAACCGGUACAAGUUGUGUACUAGAAGUAUUUGUGUGCGUGUGUGUGUGUGCAGGCAAGGAAGGAACGGAAUUCCGGUUUUGCCAGCACGUCACAAUUGCUAGAACAAGAAAGAACCCCUGCGAAAAAGGUCUGCCACCGCAUCUGUUUUGCGAUGGAUCUGUUUCCAAUACCAACCAGCGAGCGGGGACGGGAGCGGGACUCCUUGUUUCUACGAKACGAGACCAAUCGCGAGCAAGGGUUCUAACUCUUCUUCCCUUUCUUCCGGGGGCAGGCGGAUCCCUCUGGAAUUCAUAGAACGGGAGGACGAGCACAAGAAGACAAGACAAGAGGGACGUGGCCGAACGACCAGAUGCGACGAUAACAGAUUGGGUCUCCGGGUAAUGGCGUGGCUGCCGUUUGGUUCGGCAUCGUAGAAGAACACACGGUUCGCAGUACGACUACGCUUGCCUGUCUUGCGAAACUUUGUUCGCGAAAGCAUCCGCUGCGUUGGGGGUUUGGAGUUCUGAGUUCUCCCUUCGGCGAUCGGUAUCGUACCGUACGGCGCGGAGGGGGCUCGAGCACUUUUUGGUAGAACUGAACUCUUCGUAUCGCAGCCACCCGGCAUCGCAACAGCUUCCCGAUGUGGUUUGCCCGCCAGGAGCGCCGUGGGAUAAGAGCGGGGCAACACCGGCAUUCUGGCACGACAGGUUACACAACACAACACAUUCCGGCGGCAGGCCAUAGGGGCGGGGACUCUCCGUCCGUGCGCGUGUGUGCCGAUCGGAAAGCCUCGAGCCGCGAGGAACUGACUGWUGCUUUCUGCUGUGCGGUGCCUAUCGAUUCCCCGGUGUUCCUUUGCUUCUUUUGCUUUUUGUCGGACAUUGUUGCUUGUGUUUCUGCUUUGCUGUGAUGUGCUUUGCUUUGCUGUGAUCUCCUCGCGGGUCGUGCUCGACACCAUGGUUUGGAGUGCUACCGAGACAACUCGUUGUGCCGGCGGCCUGCUGCCUCGAAAGCUGCGUCUGGGCAGGGGCUCUCGUGUCGCACGCGUGUUUUGCCUCCAGCAACCUCCCCACCCCAGUUGGGGUUUUGCUUCUACUAGACUAGACAAGACUAGACUAGUAGCUGUAAAGCUUCAACCAGCAGAUCUAGCUGUGCUCCACAAGCUAGACUCGCUAGUACCGAGAGAGCUGGGUUAGCCAAGGGAGGUUGUGUGCGUGUGUGUUGAAGUACAACUUGUGCGCUUGUGAGGAUUGACAACAUCAACGCGUGAACGGAACUAAAUGAACAAAGAGUGA